This is a messenger RNA of Punctularia strigosozonata HHB-11173 SS5, 753 nucleotides long. RefSeq lists its product as uncharacterized. The record is from RefSeq and is a predicted model, not a curated record. NCBI's taxonomy places the organism in Eukaryota, Fungi, Basidiomycota, Agaricomycetes, Corticiales, Punctulariaceae. Bases 1 to 753 code for a protein of 250 amino acids. The transcript is spliced from 2 exons.
AUGGAUGCUCAGGAUCCUCUGCAGAAGGGCGACUCCUCUCUUGCGAUCGAACACGGGGACAUCAGUCUCAACAACCUAGCCGUGGAUCCGAAUACUCUCGGCGGUGUUCUUCGGGACUUUGACCUUUCUCGGAUCCGCGACAAGAACGUGGAUUCUGCACCGCAGGGCACGGAGAGGACAGGGACGGUGCCUUUCAUGGCACUGGAUCUACUCUGCGACGAAUAUUGGGAAGGGAAGAUCGAGCGUCUUUACCGUCACGACGUGGAGUCAUUCGCUUGGGUCAUCAUGUACCUCGGCUAUACCAACGACGAGACACUCGAACCGCUACCGGUGGUCGACUGGUACACGUCUGAUUACGAGGAUUGCCGCCGCGGGAAGCAUAGUUUCUUGUUCAGAUCGAGGAAGAUGGUGAAAGACUACUCCGCGCAUAUGGUUUACGGACCGCAACCGUGGCGUUUGGCGAGGGUGCUCGUGGGCUGGGUCAUCGCCGUGGAAGCCGGUAUGACGCUAGACCAAGCGAUGCAACUUGGGAGCACAACGACAAUAGCUGACAAUUCCCGGGAGGAUAUGGAGGCGGACGGAGCGCGAGAAUGCACGGAGUUGUUGAACGUAUUCGCAAAGCACUUCAUGGAACACCUGGACCUGCGGUCGGAGCAAGCUUUCAAUGAGUGGCUCAAGUUACCUGCCGACGACGCCUGCAGGCGGUUCCACCAGGAUCGAGAAGCUAAGCAGCUACGGGGCAUGAAGAAGUAG